This is a messenger RNA of Seminavis robusta, 1571 nucleotides long. The record is from the annotation of a GenBank genome assembly. Lineage: Eukaryota; Bacillariophyta; Bacillariophyceae; Naviculales; Naviculaceae.
AAAAUGGAUUCUGGCACGAUGUAAGUGCGUAUGUGUGCCAAUCGAGGCAUGAAGACAUGAAGACACAAGCCAAAGCUGGAGCGCAUCAAGCAGACAACCAACAGCAAGCAGCAGCAAGCAACACUUUUAUUGCAUUGCAUUCUUCUGCUUUCCAAUAAAACAACAGGAAGCGAGUUCAGUCAACUUAUCUGAUACCUUAUUUUCUCUUAGGUCAAUAUUUCUAUUAAGUGAAGCAAGAUGAUGUUUUUGAAGAGUUCCGUGGCGGCCUUACUAUGGGUAUCCGCCAGUGCCUUUACUACCACCACCACUACGCAUACUUCACGUACCACUCCGUUGAACAUGGUAGCAUCUCCGUACCAAGCGUCGUUUCAGUGGGACGGUCUGGCCGAAGGUCACUCGGUGCGUGUGGAAGGCAACACGUUGAGGACGUGCAGUUUCCCCGCGGCGGUCCAAGACGUUCGGAUCAAUAUCAACAGCAACGGUCGUCCCGUCUUUUGCGAUGUCGAAUUGUGGCAAUCGCCCACAUAUGUGCCCUGGAAGACCAAAGUCUGGUUGGAAGAUGGACGCAUUUUCCCCUUUAAUGCCAUUAUUCACACACCAUUGGCAGAAAAUGCCAUUCAAGUCAAGAAUACCGCCAAUGUCGCCAUGCCACUCGAUGCCAGUGUCAGCAUCGGACCAGAAGUCACGCCCAUGGAAGAAAUCCUAGACGAGUACAUUGCUACUACUCCUGCUAAAGUCUGUCAGGGUGCGGGGUCGGUUACCUGCUGGAAUUUGGAACCUUCUUCCGAACAAGUCUCCAUUCUCUUGACCACCGAAGAAGGACGUCAUUUGACCGCCAUGGUGGAGUUGGUACAAGGACCCAACAACAAAAAGGUCAGUUUGGAUGUCUAUUCCAGCAAUGGAAAAAAACGACCCUUUUUUGCUACCAUUGAUACACCCUUUGAUGGAUCCACACGAAUGCUCCGCGUUGUCAAUACGGGACCACUCGAAUAUCCCAUUGUGGCCCACAUUAAUCCUCCCACCAAGAGUAUGAACCCGAGUUUGUUUUAAUUUAUUAUUAAAAGAAAACAAGACACAAGUCAAGAAGAAGAAGAAGAGUGAAGAAGAGAAGUGUUGCUGGAAGAAGAAGACAAACGGGACGAAUGGAUGGAUGGAUGGAUAGAGAAAGAAGAGGAAGAUUUUAAUUGUGGCAUCAAGCUGGAAAUAAAUAUUGUUGGAUGGAAAAUUGGAUGAUUGACUGAUUCGAUUCAAGAUUGUAUUUGUUGGUGUUGGUUGUACCGUGUCGUUGCUUGCUGCAAGUGUCAUUGGGUUGCUGCCAUGGAUGGAUCAGGUGGGCAUUGGUGGUCGUUUUGCUCGGUUCAUUUUUUAGGAUCGGGUCAGCUCAGCUCAAAAACGAGGCAAAAACCGACGGCCAGCCAACGGCACGCUUGGUCCGUGGCUGUGGUCGCCUCCACCAGAGAAAAUUAAAAACGUGGCGACGUGGGCAUGCAUGCAGUGCAGGGGCGGUUUGGUGCAACAACUAUAACUGUAGUAAAAUGAAUGAAUGAAUAAAGACAAACCAAAAGCGAUCG